CACCGGCAGAUCGUCACAGUCCAGCCUUGCAGCUCAUACUCUUUACCCCAGUGUGUCAGUCACUCUCUCGGCCGCCUUUCCAGAUUGCACUCAUUGUUCUCCCCCUUGCAUCCACAGAGUUCGUCUGCAGCCUCGUCAGUCCCGAUCGGAUGCUUCUGGAAGUCAGGAUUGCACGUCCAGACCUAAAUGAGUCUGUGUUGCCGGAGCAACCGUAGCAUCGCUGGUAAAAGAGAGCUCCGUUGGUUGGACCCCAAAAGGCCGUCCGGGCGCAACUUCAAUAAACAAAUCCCAGGGGUCUCGGAGAAGUUGCUGAGACGGACCGGGAAAGGUUGGCAAACGCUGACCUGGCUAGAGAGGACGCCAUCAGGCGGACUCCGGAGUAUGCUAACCAUGCUGUAGCUAACGGAGGGGAACCGUUCUGGCUGAAAGCUGGAGAGGACUCUCCUCGCUCACAUCGACUCAGAAGUUCUUGCUCCAUCACUCCAAAGAUGCUUAAGUUGCAUUCCAAGUGGUGACGGGACUCGAGUGGACCGUCAGGCAAGCAGCCCGCUGGGUCGUUUUGGGGAACAAGCACAUUAAGGAGGCAAUUUGAGGUCACACCAUGCGGCCUUGGGCGGGUUCAUGGCGUUGGAUCACCCUGGUGCUACUGGCCUGGGGGACGCUACUCUUCUACAUCGGCGGCCAUUUGGUGAGAGACAGCGACCACCCGGAGCGGUCCAGCCGAGAGCUCUCCAAGAUCCUGGCCAAGUUGGAGCGGCUCAAGCAGCAGAAUGAAGACCUGCGGCGCAUGGCGGAAUCGCUCAGGAUACCCGAGGGCCAGGCAGAGGUUGGCUCCGUGGCUGCGGGCAGACUACGCUCGCUUGAGGACCAGCUGACCCGAGCCAAACUGAAGAUCCACACCUUCCAGAAACUGACAGGAGACGGCCCGGGGCCCACUCAGGAGGAGCUGCGGCGCCGGGUGGACAACGGCGUCAAGGAGUUCUGGUACUUUGUUCGCAGCGAGGUGAAGAAACUGGCCAAUAUUGAAGUCAGCGAAAGGCAGAAAUAUGCGGAAACACUCCUGACCCAUUUGGGAAACCAGCAAAGGUCCAUCAUGACAGACCUGUACUACCUCAGCCAAGCAGAUGGAGUGGGCGAGUGGCGGAUGAAGGAGGCCAAAGACUUGUCGGAUUUGGUCCAGAACAGAAUCACUUACUUGCAGAACCCUCCGGACUGCAGUAAGGCCAGGAAGUUGGUGUGCAACAUCAAUAAAGGCUGCGGUUACGGCUGCCAACUCCAUCAUGUGGUCUACUGCUUCAUGAUUGCGUACGGCACCCAGCGGACGCUCAUCUUGGAGUCCCACAACUGGCGUUACGCCCCGAGCGGUUGGGAGAGCGUCUUCCUCCCCGUCAGUAACAGCUGCACCGAUCGCUCUGGCGCCACCACUGGACACUGGUCGGGGGAGGCCAACGAUAAAGAUGUCCAGGUUGUGGAGUUGCCCAUAGUGGACAGUCUUCACCCUCGCCCCCCCUACCUGCCUCUGGCUAUUCCCGAGGACCUGGCGCCACGCCUGCACCGCCUGCACGGUGACCCCUCCGUGUGGUGGGUGUCCCAGUUUGUCAAGUAUCUGGUGCGGCCCCAAGCUUGGCUGGAGAAGGAGAUCCAGCAGACCACAGCGAAGCUAGGCUUCAAACACCCCAUCAUUGGCGUCCAUGUGAGGAGGACAGACAAAGUUGGCACGGAGGCGGCCUUCCACCCCAUCGAGGAGUACAUGUUGCAUGUGGAGGAGCAGUUCCAGCAUCUGGCCCGGCAUGGCCAAGUGGACAAGAAACGAGUCUACCUCGCCACCGACGACCCCUCGUUGCUGCAGGAAGCCAAAAUCAAGUAUCCCGACUACGAGUUCAUCAGCGACAACUCCAUCUCGUGGUCUGCGGGCCUUCACAACCGUUACACUGAGAACUCUCUGAGAGGAGUCAUCCUGGACAUUCACUUCCUUUCCCAGACUGACUUCUUGGUGUGCACCUUCUCCUCGCAGGUUUGUCGCGUGGCCUACGAGAUCAUGCAGACCCUCCAUCCGGACGCUUCGUCCUACUUCUACUCCCUGGACGAUAUCUACUACUUUGGCGGCCAGAACGCCCACAAUCAGAUCGCCGUGUACCCCCACCAGCCGCGCAAUAGCGAGGACAUCCAGCUUGAGCCCGGCGACGUGAUCGGCAUAGCCGGCAACCACUGGGACGGCUACUCCAAGGGCAUCAACCGCAAACUGGGCCGAACGGGCCUCUACCCGUCCUACAAGGUCAAAGAGAAGAUCGAGACGGUCAAGUACCCGACGUACCCCGAGGCGGACAAACUGUUGGAAUCCCACAAGAAGUGAAAAGGGGGAGAACUUUUUAAAAUACACUUUAAAAGAAAACAAACAUCGGAAGAUGAGAAGGAAAACACUGCGGUUUCCAGGGAAGGAGGCUGCUUUUGUACAGAAGGAAGAGAGAAGCCUGCAAAGCACGCUAGAUGAGACGAAAGGACCUGCACACACACGUGGCAGAACUGCACACAGUGUAUGUUUGUGUGUGUGUGCGCGCGAGUGUGUGUGUGUGCGUGCACUUGUGCUUGUGUCAGGUCACAGAGAACUUGCACCACUACUCCUCAGGCGGAGUCUGUAGAUUUUAAAUAAAGCAAGAAAAACAAAAAAAGAUCAGUCAAACAUAAAAACUGUCUCGGGACUUUACUGUAAAGACUGGACCACCCCGCUCAUCACCCUCCCAGUUUUUAAAACUGGUGUGUUUUAUUUAAUUCUAUUGUGGUUUUUCACUCUUGACUUGCCUUUUUUUUUUUUUUACUGAAUGUACUGUAUUCUUUUUUUUGCCACAUUCCUCCAUCUCGUCCCACGUGCAAUUAAGUUUAAUCUAUCACCCUGUGCUUUUAAUUAUUAUUAUUAUUUUUUUUAAAAACGGUCUUAAUUUUUUUAAGCGUGCUGCUUGUGCAUUGUGUACUGUAUCACGUGUGUGAGUGUGUGUGUGAGAUAGCGAGAAUGUGUGUGCUGCUUUUAAGGGGCCACGUGAGCAACCUGCCUGGUGCCUGCUUCUUUUUUUUUUCGCCGCCUCUGGACUCAAUUGUGUUUGUGUGCCUGGUGGUGAUGCAGGAUUGGGGGGCGGGGGGACGAGGGGGCUUAAGUGUGUAAUUGUGUUGUGGGGACACUUUGGACAAUGGAAGUUUCCCCCCCCCCCCUUGUGAACAAUGUUCAGAUUAUUAGGAUGGUGCACAUCGACACGCUCGCCAAAUGAAGCACUCCACAACUGUCUUCUGUUCUUAUGGCCAUCCUUUUUUCAAUUUUUUUUUUUUUUUUUUAAACUUUGCUCUGUUAAAAUUAACAAGGGCAAAAUUGUUUUGUUUUUUUCCAAACAAUAAUGCUGUGUCUUCUCAAAAGCCAUCAUUUCAUAACAUAUGCUCCUGGGCAUUGUCUUUGAUGACCACACAUUGAAAUAAACUUGAGAAACCAACGCA
Syngnathus typhle (broad-nosed pipefish) is the source of this 3480-nucleotide messenger RNA. RefSeq names its product fucosyltransferase 8b (alpha (1,6) fucosyltransferase) (gene fut8b). Gene Ontology annotation, biological process: protein N-linked glycosylation. Gene Ontology annotation, cellular component: Golgi cisterna membrane. Gene Ontology annotation, molecular function: protein binding; glycoprotein 6-alpha-L-fucosyltransferase activity. The transcript has 11 exons. The coding region runs from base 602 to 2353 and encodes 583 amino acids. NCBI's taxonomy places the organism in Eukaryota, Metazoa, Chordata, Actinopteri, Syngnathiformes, Syngnathidae. The record is from RefSeq and is a predicted model, not a curated record.